Messenger RNA from Plodia interpunctella (Indianmeal moth), 2260 nucleotides. RefSeq names its product lethal (3) 72Dn (gene l(3)72Dn). Gene Ontology annotation, cellular component: t-UTP complex; small-subunit processome; 90S preribosome. Lineage: Eukaryota; Metazoa; Arthropoda; Insecta; Lepidoptera; Pyralidae. Gene Ontology annotation, biological process: maturation of SSU-rRNA from tricistronic rRNA transcript (SSU-rRNA, 5.8S rRNA, LSU-rRNA). The coding region runs from base 132 to 2237 and encodes 701 amino acids. Gene Ontology annotation, molecular function: RNA binding; protein binding. The record is from RefSeq and is a predicted model, not a curated record. The transcript has 11 exons.
AACCUUGUGUAUUUGAUGUCCAAACUUUGAGAAUUGACAUUUGUGGACAUGUGUUUUUGAACUUUUUGUUGUUUAUAAGAUAUGAUUUUCGGCAUUCUUUUGCAAAUUUAAUUUACUCAAAGAAUUUACAAAUGGCUAGUAAAGUGCACAGAGUACGUUAUUAUAACCCAAAACCUGAAUUGAUUAAUUGUGUGUCUUAUAAUAGAACAAAGAAACAGAUUGCUAUUGCAAGAGGAGAUGCUUCAAUUGAAAUAUGGGAUCUGGCAUAUGCUCCUUAUUUGAUUAAAUUCAUACCUGGUGUAGAAAAUGGAUCUGUGGAAGCUUUGGGGUGGGUGAACAAUCGAUUACUGUCGACUGGUCUUGGAGGAGCACUAGUUGAAUGGGAUUUAGAAAGGUCAUGUGUGAAAGCCACAGUUUUACUCACUGGGUAUGCUGCAUGGUGUUUAGAUGUGAAUUCUGACAAUACUACUGUAGCUGUGGGAACAGAACAGGGCUAUGUGAAUUUGUAUAAUGUGGAAAAUGAUGAUAUUGUUUACCAAAAAUUAUUUGAUAAGCAAGAGGGUAGAAUCAUGUGUUGUAAAUUUAACAGUGCGGGAAAUAUACUAGCCACAGGUUCAAUUAAUACAAUCCGAGUCUGGAAUGUUAAGACUGGGUAUGCCAUUAGCCGCAUUACUGUGAGUAGAAGGGGCAAGGACACUAUAGUGUGGUGCCUUGCAGUACUGGCUGACAAUAUGUUAGUGUCAGGAGAUAGCCAUGGACGGCUUACUUUCUGGGAUGGAACUCUUGGAGAACAGAUUGAGUCAUAUUCAACACACAAAGCUGAUAUUUUGUCAAUAACAGUAUCAGAUGAUGAAAAGAGUCUUUAUUGCAGUGGAGUAGAUCCAGUUCUAACAAACUUUAUCAAGGUUGACAAUAAGCAAGCAGGGGCGCAGUGGGUCAAACAUUUCCAGAGGCAUAUUCAUGAGCAUGAUGUGAGGGCCUUGGUAUAUAAAGAUAACAAGUUGAUAUCAGUUGGUGUGGACGGAUACUUGACACUGUCCAGCUACCCUCCAAAGUGGGUGAUGAGGAUCCCACACAUGAUACCAGCACCAAGGUCUUCUGUUUGUGCAAAGAAAAAACUCCUUUUACUGAGAUACAAUAAACAUUUGGAAGUAUGGAAAUUGGGAACUUUUGCCACCAAUCAGAAUGGUAAAGUUUUGUUUGAUAACAUCAAUAGACAUGAAAAUUUGGGAAGCAAGGACAACACAAAUUCAAACACAGAAGAAGAUUCCAGAAUAGAUAUUUUGAAUAAAGCAAACAUGGCUUUAAAUAAAGAAAGGAGGAAAUUGAAACUAGUCGAGAACCCUUUAAAGUUGGUUUCAAUUCAAACAAAAGGCAAAAAGCAGUUGCGGUGUUGUGAGCUGUCCCCUACUGGAGAAUUCAUUGUGUAUUCAACUGAUAGUAACAUAAGAAUGCUUAAAUUAGAAACUGAUGACGAUCAGACAAACACAUCUAUAUCUAAAAUGAUAUUGAACGGUCUCCCGCCGACUUGCGACCGCGUGACCUUCACUGAAGAUUCCCUCUACAUGGCGGUACAUAACGCUGGAACACUGUACAUCUUGCACGUGGACUCGCUAGCUGGUGCCACCGUCGUGCAAACUAUCAACAUACAGAAACAUUUAAAAACUUCAUCCAUAUUACAUCUUUACAUAUCUAAAAACACCGCAGCGGGCAAAAUAUAUUUGGUGUUAGCCGACACGGUAGGCGCCAUAGUAGUGUUCACGAAAGGCGAACAUAAGUUUGAGCAUUACGUCACGCUGCCGACGUACAAAUGUCUGCCGUCGGCGCUCACUGUGGAUAGUGCUCGAGAUAACCUUAUUGUUGCUUAUGUUGAUCAAAAGGUGGUAGAAUACGAGCUGGUAUCGAAGAAGUUCUCUGAUUGGCUGAAUUCCAGCCUGCCGGCGGCGUGGUGGGCGCGCGGCGGCGCGGUGUCGGGCGUCAGUGCGCACGCGCAGCGCGCCGCGCUCGUCUUCAAGGACGACACCUCGCUCUGGGUGCUCGACCGCAAACCCGAUGAAAACUAUGAACCGCAAUCGAAAAAGCAAUCGAAAGGGGAAAAGAAAAAUGCGGCUUUCAAAGUAAUACCUAUAAAGUAUCUGUCGGACUUCCACUGGAUCGGGGACGACGAAGCAGUUAUCGUGGAGAUCCUACCCGAGAAUAUUGUAUCGCAGUUGCCGCCAAUUGUCACUCUUAAAUAAAUGUAUUCAUUACUUUUAAGUAA